AUGAACAGUUUCAUGCGCAGGCCUACUCAAAUGAUGAUGAGUAUAAGACAAAGAGUGGGUGUACUCUACAGACGUUCUAAAAUGAAUAAUACCAAUGUUGAAUGGCUUCCCUAUUCUCAAUUAAUUGCAUGCAUUUUCUACAGUGUAAUAUUGUGUGUCGGUGUAACAGGUAACGUUUUGGUGAUUGUUGUGGUAAUUCUUCAUCGAGAUAUGAGAAAUGCAACAAAUUUAUUACUAACGAAUUUAUCCCUGGCCGAUUUAUUACUACUCGUGUUUUGCACAGCUGAUGGUUAUCAACAUUUGUAUGCUAAAGAAAAUCAUCGGUUAGGAAAAUUCAUGUGUAAGUAUCGUCUUCUAUUUCAAACAAGUAGUUUUAGUCCGUUUGUACAAAAUGUAACGGGUACAUGUUCGGUUUUAACAAUAAUGGCGAUUAGUUAUGAACGUUAUGUGGCUAUUUGUCAACCAUUGAAGUCUUCAGUGAAACUAACGUUAUUUCGUACAUUUCCCACUGUCUUCUUCUUCUGGUUUAUAUCAUGUCUGUUAUCAGCACCAUUUUUUGUCUAUACAAAUACGUCUCUCGAAAAAGCAAUCUACAAUGAAACAAUCAUUUCAUGUAUGACUGAGUUUCCAAAAUCAUGGUUCAAUUGGUAUUUGGUUCCAUGUACAUUAUGUAUCCCAAUCCUUAUUUUAUCCCUUCUUUGUUAUUGGCAUUUGAAAAUAUGUCGAAUAUUGUUCAAUCCACAAGCUCUUCUUCAAGACAACACUGUAGUUACACGUUAUCGUCGUCAAGUUGCCAUUAUGUUGGUGACACUUACUGUCACUUUCUUUGUUCUUAUCUUACCUCAUAAAAUUUGGGGGAUUAUUCAACCAAAUUUAACUAUGACUCAAUUUUAUUCUAUUGGCUUUCCAAAACAUUCACUCAUCAUUAUUUUUACACGAACACUGUUGUACUUAAAUUCGGCAAUCAAUCCAAUAUUGUAUUCAAUUAUGUCAACAAAAUUUCGACAAAGUUUUGUGUUAUUAUUUGGUUGUGGUGCAAAUAGACCAGUUCUUUUAUGUAAACAAUAUUAUGCUAUGAAACAGCUACCAAAUAAUUCUCACAAACAACGUUCUGCAUCACAAAACAUCACGGCAUUAACAGCAACAGUUCAUAACAUUCACGAGAGUAAAAUACCGUUCAUUGAAAAUAAUCAUCAUCAAAAUGGACAUAUAAAUAUAUAA
This is a messenger RNA of Didymodactylos carnosus, 1221 nucleotides long. NCBI's taxonomy places the organism in Eukaryota, Metazoa, Rotifera, Eurotatoria, Philodinida, Philodinidae. The record is from the annotation of a GenBank genome assembly.